UAUACAGUCAGGUUGACAAGCGCCAGGUGCUUCAAAGUUGGAUAGACUCGCCAUUUCUGGGUCUCUAAAACGUUGUCCACCGUCAUGGAGUACGAUAUCUAGAUGUAUUUUCAACGAAACCGUGACAAAUAUUAACUCUUAUUCGAUACUAGAAGGAUUAUCGGCGUAUUGUCUUGCGUGGAGUACAGGUGAACGGGAAGUAGUGACGCACGCACAAGCAUUAUCGUCUGUUUUACCUGGAUUACAAAUGGGCUUGCACAGUUUUUACUCAAAAGACGGAGUGUCUCCGAGCUGUAUUUGAUUAACAAAACGUUACCAUGGCAGUGUCUGUCACCUGGUUGAUACACCUGGUUUGUAUCUACAUGAUAAUUAAUCAAGGAUACAGCCAGGGUGGUGGAUGCUGCAUUCAAUGUAACACCAGUGUUACUGUGGUAACCAGAAACGCUUGGACCGCCAUAUCUACUUUGCGAUACCUUAACCCGUUCUCCUACCCCUCCAACGCAACCUGUGAUUUCAACUUGAGUCCCCAAAACCCACUUGACAUACUCCGCAUUAAGACCUCGACAUUCGACUUGGAGGAGAGCAUCGGCUGUCAAGAAGAGUAUAUCGAGAUACUAACAGAAAACUAUGCGCAUACGCCAGGCAACCGCAUCUCUCUUGGACGAUGGUGUGGACAAUCGUAUGCCAAGGUUGUGGACAUCAAAGGAGCCGUGAAGAUCAGAUAUAAGGCUGGGUCAAACACUUCGCGGGACUUCAGCAUAGAAGUCAUUGCUCAAGCAGGGAGCUUCUACCAGAGGGAGCUGACAGAGACCAUUUCAGUGGGACAAGUCCCUAUGUAUAUAUACUCUCUGGGUUACCCUUCAUCAUACCUUCAAAACCUGAAGAUGACGUGGCACCUGCAGGCAAAGGAUCGUUCUCAGCAGGUGAACGUUGAGGCGGUGGAGUUCAGCCUGGAAGGACCCGGGGACACUGGCCGCUGUCAGUUUGACAACCUGACACUCACCGCUGAUACUGGUGCACAUACCAAGGCUGUCUGGUGCGGGGCUGCCGGACAGCGGUUCUUCUCUGGCAAAAACCACGUUCAGGUUUCAUUUAGAACCGACCGCACAAAGGAGAGUACUGGUUUCCUUCUCCGCGUAUACACCACAUAUGCACAAAACACCAACUGUAACGGGAGCCGUAUUCGGGUGUUGCCGGCUCAUCACACGGCAGAACUAUUGUCUCUCACGGACAUGUACAACAACUCGAUGGCGUGUUCGUGGAUUAUACAAGCUCAGACUCAGAAUGAGGUGAUAGUGUUGGAGAUUGUAUCCUGGGAUGAAGAUGUGCUGUCAUGUGCUGACAACCCUUUCCAGAUAUUUGACGGAAGUGACGACAAGGGGAACCAACUUGUGACAAGCUGCGGGAGUGCCCGCCCCUUUGGGUUUAUACGCACUUCCGAGAACUCGGCUUACAUCAGCUCCUCGCUGAAGGUGUUAAGCCACAACAAAAUAAGAGAAGGAUUCAGGAUCAAAUAUUACUCCACAUAUAAAUAUGACUACGAGGAAUAUCACAAAGAAGCUGUAACUGCUCGAUCCUUUGUUUGGAUUCCAUCCAUGACUAAAGAUGUUCAAAGACCGGUGAUCAACAUCCGAGCUGAUGUCGAAGGGCGAUGUAUCCACAUCGAGGCUCAAGAUAAAUGGCGGCACCAGAUCACAAUGUCCUUCACAGAAUUUGUAGAUGUUUUUGAUGGUACACAGGACGGAGCCCGCCUCAUUGGCGUGUGUUCAAUACACGACCAUCCUGCCAUUUCCGGGACUGGUUCCACGUUGAAAAUCAAAGUCAAGACACCAGUACGGGACGAUGGUUUCUGGCUUGUCAUCGACACCACACAAAACUGUAACGGAGACACCGAGAUAAUCACCGUAGCAAACUCCGUCCAGAGGUUGACCUUCCCGACUACGCGGAUGAAACUGAACAACAACUUCCCCAGCAACACCAACUGCAAAUGGAGGCUGCGCACAAAUGGCAACAGGGGUCUCACGUACCUGGAAGUGUAUGAUUUGUUAUUGUCCAUGACAACAUGUGAUGAAAACUAUCUAAUGGCUUCGAGCGACAACGAUCAAACACAAGAAAUCAAGACAUGGUGCAAUACUCAACACGGAAAUGUAACCUCCCUCGGUGACAUCUUUCUCAUGGUCGAAGUCAAUAACUUCCGGUCCGAACGGAAGUUCACAGCCAAAUUCUGGCGGGAGUCGGGCUACAGCUGUGAGGACAGGAAGCUGUCCGCAUCUACUCAAUGGAACUACCUGACUUCACCUGGAUUUCCGGCCAACUAUCCAAACAACGCCAACUGCAGCUGGGUGAUCAGCAGUCGGCUCACCACAGAUAACAUCAAGCUGGAGUUCAUACAGAUUAAUACACACAGCUGCGACCAUGACGUCAUCAACGUGUACGAGGGUACCUCAACCAGUCAACUCCGAGGCAAGAUGUGCGGGUCAGGGUAUGCGACCUCUACACUUCAGUCCUUUGGCUCAAGCCUUUAUAUAACUUUCACGACGGACAGUACCAUUACCGACACGGGCUUUAAACUAGCUUAUUACAGCGUCCAUCCCUCAGGAGAGACUCCCGAUGUUGUAAGGAUCCCGGCCAGCGAAGACAUCGCGACACUAAACUCACCGGACUACCCGUUGUCGUACCCAAGGAAUAUGAGGAGGUUCUGGGUGAUUACAGCGUCAAGCGACGACGUGGUGACCGUGCAACGUUCAACAACGUACGGGUCCAGCAAGAGACAGUGCAGAAACAGACAUGACACCCUAGCAGUCCACGACGGUGUAAGCGAAACAAAGCCUUUGCUGGGCUAUAUCUGUCACAUCGACCUUCCAGUUGACGCACAUAUGGUCUUCCAAAGCAGUGGACAAUUUUUGUAUCUGUCCCUCUUCUCAUCUGACAGCAUCGUCGAAUCCGGCUACGUCGGAACUUUCAGCGUCACCUAUUUCAGCGGACAGGCUCAGCGCGCCUGUCUUCCUGGUGAGAUGGAGUCAUUGCGCACACAGGCCUACUGGCAGUAUCUGAAGUAUCCGGUGAGGGGAGAGUAUCCAAGACAUGCCCACUGUGCGUGGAAACUGUGGACCGACAACCCCAACUCCACCAUCGUUGUGGAAGUGACGGUAUCCAACCUGGAAGUGUCUUACAGCUGCAAAUACGACGCAGUCCGGGUUUUUGAUGGUUACAACACCCUGAGUCCCGAGACGGGGGUAUUCUGUGGCAAGCAGACCCCCACGUUCUACAGCAGUGGUCGCUACCUCUUCCUGUUGUUCGUCAGCGAUGACUUGAACCAGGGUAGCGGCUUCACCCUCAGAUACAGAGUAAAACCGGACGUCGAGGAGCCAGACGCCGAAAAGCAGAAAUCAGAUGGUCUACUUAUAGGCGCGACUGCAGCAGGAGUCUUCCUUCUCAUCGUUACAAUCACAUGCUUUUUCUGCAUCCUGGGCAAAUUGAGACGUAAGCCACCACAGCCACGACAGUCAGCUCCGCCAUCACACACGGACCCCCCUGCGUACAGCCGCAGCAACAGCACCGUCUACGUUGUGUCGCCUAUAUUUGUAGGUGCUACCAACCCGACAGCCUCGGACCCGCCACCUUAUCCCGGUCUCACUAACCCAGCGUACUCCAGUUCGCUGGAUGACCUUCCGCCUUCUUACCCUGGUAAUGAGCACGCACAACCACUGAGCCCACAAUUCCAUGCGCCACCUAGGGGGAAUGAACACGUGUAUGACGACGUCUUUUCAGACGUGCCCAGCAACCUCCCGGCUCCACCCCCGUAUGCAGUUACAGAUACAAUACCACAAGAAAGCCCUCCGGAGUACGAGACUGUCGUGUCCCAGGCGCCGCAGAAGGAAACAGACAUGGGAAAAUACUCUGGAACGCAGAUGCACCAACAAGCAAGAUCUCGAUCUGAUCAGGGAGAACAUGGCCGAGGUAGCACAUCGUCUCCGCGUUCACAUCCACUAACGUAUGAAUUGCUCGGACCCGUUUAAGUCCGAAUGUUAAGUGUGAAUGUUUUGUGACAAAAACAUGCUCAAUACCAUUUCUUGUCCAGUCUUUCAUCAGAGCUACGGAGGAAUCAUCACUGCUUCGGCAUUUCAAAUCGUAUUCAAAGACAACUUACGAUCUGACUUCUGUUUUAAGUCUGCCGUUCAUCCAAAAGUAUUUGGAUGAGAUAAUGUUUAAAGCAUUAGUCUGUCAAGGAUCUGCUGUUCAUAGUACCCUCUUAUCAUGACCCUUGGUCUGUCAGCAACGUACCCGUGCUCAAGUUAACGUUUCCUUCCACAUAAAUAUUUUCCAAGGGGGCGUUAAACACAAAUCACCUUAUAACUUAUCCACAAGGUACAUACGAUCUUCUGAAGUAGCUGGAUGUCAUCUGGAAUCUCCAAUGCACGUAGAGGGCGCGUCGAAGUGUAAUGAUUCUCCCAGUGUAAUGAUUUUUUAUGUUUAUGUUCUAUGCUAUUUUAGCACACCGGCUCCCGACUGCUGAGUUGAAUAUCCCAUUUAAAAGGCCAGACAAAUGGUGCUUAAUGUCAUAUAUAUUUUAAAUAGGAGCACGUAACCUCCAGCUAUAUUCCCGGGACCAAGGACUCACGUAAGGCAACAGUUAUUCAGCACUGAAUGUAAGUCAUCCUUGUUGUAGUGCUGUUUAUCAUAUAUUUUGUUCGUGUGUAUAUGAUCCCCGAUAUAUUGCUUUUCUAUUGUUACAACAUUUAUUUUUAGAUCUGUUUCAUUCAAAAGGAUUUUAUUGACUGAUCCAUUACUUGAACGUGAGCAUAGAAUUACCCACACUUUUAAGGCAUUAGUUCUAUUAUAUAUUCAUAUGUACAGAGGCUUUAUUUCUGUAUGUAUGAGGGAGUGAGUAUGAUUUUACGCCCCUUUUAGCAAUAUUCCAGCAAUAUCACGGCGGGGGACACCAGAAAUAGACUUAACACAUUCCACCCAUGUCGGGAAUCGAACCCGUGUCUUCAUCUUGACGAGCGAACACUUUAACCACUAGGCCACCUAACCGCCCCCUAUGUAUGAAACCGAUGUAUGUAGAUACACAUAUAUGUUGUAAGGAUAGUGCAAAUCACGGCCUCAUCCUUGCUUUUCCUUUGUAUGUAGUGACUGCUGGCGGUCUGUUCAUUCCUUCUCCCGUGUCAUAUGUUUCCUGGCUGAUACUUACCGUAUUCUAAGCUGGGUAACAAACAUGUCUAUACUUAUGCGAAGUCUGUCGGAAAUUGUCCACUUCAAAAUACCACCUGCUAAAACACGCACCGUACACUUUCUAAUGACGUAAAUAGUAAAAGUAGUGUUUUAUACAGAAUUUUGAAACCUUUAUUUGUACUCGCCUUUUAUACAGGCAUUUGUUCAUAUACUUAACCUAAGGUGUAAACCUAACCGACCCCUGCGCCGAUUGUAUGAAGUUUACUGAAAUAGUAUUUUAAUCAAGACGUAAGAUUUUUAUACAUCUGUUGAUAAGAACCACAUAUUGGAAGCCUCGCCUAAAGAAAACGUUUAAUUUGUGAAAGAGAGUUGGGCUAGUAAUGCUAACUUUACCACGACACAUGAAAGAUGCCAUUGUUGACCGAUAGGUUUGAGCAUUUGAGUUACGCAUGCGCCCAAUAGAUGUAUCUGUACCGAAUAGACCACAGAAUAUACCUGCACGAACUGAUCAUGAACUAAUCAUGAAAUUAUCAUGUACAAAUCAUGUACAAACAAUUGAAAUUCGAUCCAAUGUUUAAAUCCCCUUUCUGUUGUGACGAAUCCUUGAUUAUUCAGUUAUAUUAUAUCAAUAAUUUUAUAAUUUAAUAAUUAUGAAUAAAGUUAUGAUAAAUAAUAAACGGAUACACUGGACAAUCGGGAAUGAGUAUCUAUUUGCAUAUGAACGCAUAAUAAUACAUUGCUAUAUGCUAUAUGCAAUCACAGCUAUUAUUCCGGUCGACAUGGACACCACACUGAACUGUCUAUAACUGAAUGAAAGAAAACUCGAGUAGAUGUUUUACAAUGCAUAUGAUUGUUACCAUAUAGUGAACAAUAUUUGAUGUGUUUUGGAUUGUGUUCUUUGUAUUGUAUUCGUACACGUUAAUGCAUACAUUAUGUAUUCUAUAGUUAUAAGUAAGUAGAUAUGUUAAUAUAUAAAACGUGUAAUUAUUUCAAGAAUGUGUUGUGCAGGGUAUUUGGCUUUUUCAGCGAAUAUUACGCUUUUGAUGACGCAUAUCUAUUGAAACAUGCAAGUGAUGAUUGAUUGUGUCAGUACAUGACGUGUGUGUGGCAUGGAUAUGAAUCAGGUGUCAAUACGAAUUAUUUCAGCAUAAUAACAAAUAGCACAUAACAUCAAAUUUUCACAAAUGUAUGAAUAUGUAUGUGAAAUAUUUUUCAAUAAAAUGAACAAUCAUAA
This is a messenger RNA of Haliotis rufescens (red abalone), 6409 nucleotides long. Its product is annotated as cubilin-like. The coding region runs from base 318 to 4019 and encodes 1233 amino acids. NCBI's taxonomy places the organism in Eukaryota, Metazoa, Mollusca, Gastropoda, Lepetellida, Haliotidae. The transcript is spliced from 26 exons. The record is from RefSeq and is a predicted model, not a curated record.